Molecule: messenger RNA, 978 nt
Organism: Acaulospora morrowiae
Lineage: Eukaryota; Fungi; Glomeromycota; Glomeromycetes; Diversisporales; Acaulosporaceae
Source: the annotation of a GenBank genome assembly
AUGCAAUUCAUUCGAUUGCCAAGUGAUCUGGUGAAAAAUGGCAUCAACCGAAGAAAUAUGAAUUCUUUCAAGCUUUUGAUGUCCAAGUUUUAUCAAAGAGCGUUCUCAUCGUCUUCUAGCGUUAGCAAUAAUUCGAUCUCUCCUCUGGUGUCCACAGAUUGGGUGGCACAAAACCAGGACUCAAUAAUAGCGGUCGAUGGAUCCUGGCAUAUGCCUAAUUCUAAUAGGGAUCCUUACAAAGAAUAUUUCGAAAAGAGAUUGAAGAAUGCAAGGUUUUUUGGAAUUGAUGAAAUCAAAGAUAAAUCGGUAGACUUGCCUCAUAUGUUACCUACUCCUAAAGAUUUUGCAGAUGCUGUUGGCAAACUAGGAAUUUCAGAAAGUGAUUAUGUAGUCGUUUAUGAUUCGGUCGGAAUUUUUUCUGCUACCAGGGUAUACUGGACUUUCAAGGUCUUUGGUCACAAAAAAAUAUCUCUUCUUGAUGGUGGCUUACCAAAAUGGUUAGCAGAGAACAGGGAGAUAGAGAGUGGUCCUAUAGACAUUAAGCCAAAAUCCUACACUGUUCCAACUUUGAAUACAAAAUUAGUUAGAAAUUAUGAUGAUAUUAGGAAGAAUAUUGACUCUAAUCUUGAACAAGUUCUUGAUGCUAGACCAGGAUUACGUUUCACGGGAGAGGCUCCAGAACCGCGUCCCGGACUUCCAAGUGGGCACAUGCCCCAUUCUAUUUCUGUUCCAUUCAAUUCGGUAAUUGACCCCAAUACGAAAAAUACUUUGCUUAAAGACGAAGAGCUGAAAAAACUUUUUGAAUCAAAAAAUGUCGAUUUGGAAAAACCUAUUAUACUAAGUUGUGGUAGCGGUGUCACGGCAACUAUGUUAUAUUCGGCUUUAGAGAAAAUCGGUGCAAAAAAUUUGGCGGUUUAUGAUGGGAGUUGGACCGAAUAUGCUAGUAAAGAGGGAUCCCCUAUUGUUGGUAAAAAAUGA